AUGGGCAUUUCACAUUGUCUCAGUCAUUUACUCUGGUCUAUCUUUACACAAGCAACGGGAUGUCGAAUAUUUACCAAUGGUGCUGAUCUUGUUCAAACGUUUGAGUUAUAUUCAAGAAAUAAUGCUCUUCAAUCGACAACGCUAUUUGUUACAUUUAAUAUCCAUGAACUGUGUACCAAAUUUUCACAUGACAUUAUGUUCAAAGCUCUCGAACAUCUUCUUCUGACGUAUGGUACAGAAGAGACUAUGGAUGGUUUGACUAUUGAAACAAUUCUUCAAUUGGUACGUCUGGUACUAGGAAAUCAAUUUUUCGUUUAUCAAAAUCGACUCUAUCAACAAACGAUUGGAAAUGGUUCGGGUUGUCCAUUGACUAUUCCAUUGACUUACAUUUAUCUGUGUUAUUGUCAACCAGCAUGGAUGUCUGUUCUGAUGGCUCAGAAGCAGCAAAAUGAACUAUUUGGCAGAUUUCAGUACGAUGUAUUUCUAACAUGGAAUAGAUCUGAAGAUCAACUUCAAUUUUUAUUUGAAAAACCAAUUACCUUAGAGAAACAUCAUCGAGCUAUUCACAUCGAGCCCUCUAUUGGAACAAUGUUUCAUUUUCUCGAUGUAGUAUUAGGUCAUCACCAUGGUCAUCUUCAUACUCGAAUUUAUCAUGAUCCAGUGAUGGAUCAAUAUGAAUUACCAAAUAAAUUUGAAGAUGAAACAUGUCUAUCAUCAAGAUUAUUACAAAUGAUAUUAAUGUAUGCUGUGCGAUGUUGUUCGAAUGAAGAAAGUUUUCAUUUUGAACGACGUUAUAUCAAACUUGUCUAUCUUCUGUAUGACUUUUCCGUACAUUUUAUUGAUGAUUCUAUUCAACAAUUUUACAAACAAUUUCAUGCCUCUGAAGUCCAUUAUCUUAUUGAUAGAAUUCCAUAUGAAACUUUACGAAAACGAGUGAUACAACGUUAUGAACAAUUAAUUAAUCGUAUACCUCGACAUAUAAUGGUUGAGCAAAUUCAUCAUCAAGCCAUUGAUGUUGUUCUACCAUGGAUGGAUAACAUGUAUGAAAACGAAGAUGACAAUGACAACAAUGAGAAAAUCAUCAAUCUAUCGGAAUAUACUAUGAAUGAACGUCCUCUGUAUCGAGUUACACGAAAAGACUACCUCAACAUCAUUCGACAACAAUUACAAGCCAACGAAUGUAUUCUAUUAACUGCUUACAAUACCUACGCUUAUUAUGCAUGUGCAUUGACUGAAAUGAAACUGAAAAUACAUGAACACAUGACACGUACAGGUGCUUAUCAUUUAAUGAUGGAAUUUCAUUCGACGCAUUCAUAUGUGAUGGAAGAAGUUGUGAAGAAAAUGGAUUAUCGAAUAAUGAAAAAAUUGGAUUCUUUUUUACAUAAUAAAUUAAUUUCCUAUUGGCAAUGGCUACAGAUGAGCAUCAAUCAAUUAAAUAGUCGACUUAAUUUUCUCUAUUAUUUACCUGAUACACGUCGAGUCAAUGUUCCUUUUCAUCCAAUGUUCUAUUGUCGUCAUCGUUUAACCAUGAAUAUGUCUCAUUUUCUUAGUCGUCUUCUUCAACCUAUUCACAAUCUAGUGACUUUUUCGACUACAUACCAUAGAGCUACUGAUGUUAUUGAUACUCUAGAAGAGUAUGCUAGGAAAGGUCAUCUUCGAUCAAAUACAGUAUUUGCUACUUUAUAUAUUCAUGAUCUAUCAACCAUCAUUCCACAUCAACAAAUAAUGGAUACAUUGAAAUGUUUUCUCUAUGAUUAUCUGCUUGAUCAACAAAUCGAAGGUAUCACAAUACCGACAAUCUUGGAUCUUGUUCGACUUUUUCUUGACAAUCAAUAUAUUCUCUAUGAAAACAAACUUUAUAGGCAAAUCCGAGGAAGUGGUUUUAACUCACCAUUGACGACGAUAUUAGCAAACAUCUGCCUAUAUUAUUGGCAGCAAGAUUUAGUUCAUCUUUUAAAUGAAAAACAGGAAAUCUUUGGCAGAUGCUUCGAUGAGAUAUUCUUCACAUGGAAUGAAUCUGAAGAUCGUCUUCGUGAUAUACUUCAUACAAUCCACCGACAACAACCAAAUAUUCAAAUCAGCCUUUCUAUCAGUCAAAAUAUCAAUUAUCUCGAUAUUAAUAUUAGUCAUGAUCAUAAUGGUGAUCUCAAAACACAAGUGAAUCAUAAUCGAAAUACUGAACCUUAUUCAUUACCUUAUGUAGUUGGUCAUCCACGAAAUAGCUAUCAUACAUUAUUUCGAGCAACUCUUCUACGUGCGACACGCUGUUAUGCACAGGUAUUUGAUUUCGUGAAUGAACUCCAAGAUAUUCAAUUGUCAUUUCAAUACAAUCGAUUUUCGAAUGAUUUUAUCAGUGAUCAAAUUCAAUUAUUUCUUGAAGAAUUUGGUGUACCUCAAAUGAAUGUUUAUUGUGGUGAGAUAUUCUCUAAUCAAUCUCUUUAUGAUCAUCUUCGUUAUAAUGUUUUCAAUUAUCACCAACGAAGAAAACAAUGGAAACUUAAACGUUAUCAACAAAUCUUUUAA
Molecule: messenger RNA, 2523 nt
Organism: Rotaria sp. Silwood2
Lineage: Eukaryota; Metazoa; Rotifera; Eurotatoria; Philodinida; Philodinidae
Source: the annotation of a GenBank genome assembly